Messenger RNA from Saccoglossus kowalevskii, 1245 nucleotides. RefSeq names its product carbohydrate sulfotransferase 1-like. Gene Ontology annotation, biological process: sulfur compound metabolic process; N-acetylglucosamine metabolic process. Gene Ontology annotation, molecular function: N-acetylglucosamine 6-O-sulfotransferase activity. Lineage: Eukaryota; Metazoa; Hemichordata; Enteropneusta; Harrimaniidae. The record is from RefSeq and is a predicted model, not a curated record.
AUGACUAUUGAUGAAAUGAUGGAGUUAUGUCGCGGUUAUGUAGAUGUUGAAAUUCCGAGUGAACACGAGGUGAUAACAGUUACACAGGAUGAGGCGGAGAUGCUAGAAACGGCCAGAUUGCAAGAUUUGGAACAACCCGAAAUUCUAGUUGCACGCAACUUAGCAACGGAGUUUCCACAACACGAGAGAAAAGUUCAUGCUAUUCUCAUGGGAUCAUUUCGCGGAGGCUCGUCGUUCGUGGCAGAACUAUUCAAUUCCAACUCAGAUUUUUUUUACUCUUACGAGCCUGGGCGGACACUGGUGACGUGCAUGCGUAAGUUCGAUGAACCCUUCUCUUUAUAUCGCCCCAGACACAUCCAAAUGAUUGAAAACAUUUUCAGGUGCAACUUUACAUAUGAUGUGAUGGAGUGUUAUGCCAGUGAUUUAGAAACAAGUAACUGGCGGAAAAGAACCAGAGAAAUUCCUCUCUUGACGACCAAGAAUUUGUGUUCCGAGGAGUGGAAAAAUAAAUAUGGUUCAUACGUAAACGGGUGUGCUAUUAUAAAUACCGACAUGUUGACGGACUUGUGCCAGCAAAGAAAACAUGUUAUCAUUAAAUCUAUUCGUCUGUACGAUUUGAACGAUGUGAUGGCGCUGAUGCGGGACCCAACACUUAAUGUGCACGUGAUUCAUUUGAUUCGGGAUCCCCGCGGAAAAGCGCCCUCGUGGAUGGACCGGAGAGUGGUACAGAAAGAACAUUACGACACUGAUGAUCUCACAGACGAAUUUGUCGGCAACAUGUCUAAAUAUUGUGAGGUCGCUCUUGAGAAUCUAAUAGUUGGAUUGUCGAUGACAGAUGUGUUCCGGGAUCGUUACAAAGCAGUCCGGUACGAGGACGUUGCACUAUCCCCGCACGAAAUGGCAUCUGAUAUCUACGACUUCCUAAAUCUACCCAUGCCUGAUAACGUCACCAAAUGGAUUGACAGAAACACAAAGAGCUAUGCAGGGGGGCCUUUCGAUACAUCAAGAGAUUCGGCCAAAGCUGCGUUGUCAUGGAAACAAACGCUAUCACCCGACGCGAUUCAAAGAAUAGAAGAAAUACCACCAUGUCGAGAAUUUAUGGCAAUCGCUGGGUAUCGCCCGGUAUUUGAAUUGGAAGAACUGUUAGAUGAAAAUAACACAUUUCUAGAUUAUUUUCCACCGGGUUACAUACCAAAUCUAGGAUUUAAGCAGGAGUCAUACAAACACAUAUACUGGACUCCCUAG